Messenger RNA from Gavialis gangeticus (Gharial), 3045 nucleotides. It is a transcript of the gene ABCG8, whose product is annotated as ATP binding cassette subfamily G member 8. The transcript is spliced from 14 exons. NCBI's taxonomy places the organism in Eukaryota, Metazoa, Chordata, Crocodylia, Gavialidae. Gene Ontology annotation, cellular component: plasma membrane. Gene Ontology annotation, molecular function: ABC-type transporter activity; ATP binding; ATP hydrolysis activity. Gene Ontology annotation, biological process: cholesterol homeostasis. The record is from RefSeq and is a predicted model, not a curated record. The coding region runs from base 51 to 2084 and encodes 677 amino acids.
AAACGUGACGGAAGGAGAGAGAGAAUCAUUUACCAACCAAGAAAAAAGACAUGUCCGAAAACAUCCUAUUGGAAUGUGCCACUGGGAGCCAGGCUACAGAUCAGGUAACGAUGAAGUUCCAAGACACUAUUUUUUCCUCAGAUGAAGAUAGCAGUCUGUAUUUCACGUACAGUGGUGAAUCAAACGUUCUACAGGUCAAUGAACUCAACUAUCAGGUUAAUGUGGCAGCUCAGAUUCCCUGGUAUGAGAACAUAGCAGAAUUGAAAAUGCCUUGGACAUGGAGCAGAGGCCCAGAUUCUCAUGUGUCAGCAAUCCAGAAUCUGAAUUUUAAAGUUCAAAGCGGUCAGAUGCUAGCUAUUAUAGGAAGCUCUGCCUGUGGAAAGACAUCUUUACUUGAUGUGAUAACCUGCAGGGAUCAUGGAGGGAAGAUUCAGUCUGGCCAAAUCAUAAUCAAUGGAAAGCCCAGUACUCACCAGCUUGUUAAGAAAUGCGUUGCACACGUGCGACAGGAUGAUCGACUGCUUCCCAACCUGACUGUCAGAGAAACGUUGUUAUUUGUUGCAAAACUACGUCUUCCAAGGUUUUUUUCAGAUUCACAAAGGGAAAAAAGGGUAGAAGAUGUUAUAGCAGAACUGCGGUUACGACAGUGUGCAAACACCAGAGUAGGGAACGAGUACAUUCGUGGCGUUUCAGGAGGAGAGAGGCGAAGAGUAAGCAUUGGAGUGCAGUUGCUAUGGAAUCCUGGAAUACUAAUUCUUGAUGAACCUACAUCUGGACUAGACAGUUUUACCGCACAUAACCUUGUGGUAACGCUCUCCAGACUAGCAAGAGGAAACAGAUUAGUUCUUCUUUCAAUUCAUCAGCCUCGAUCAGACAUCUUCCAGCUCUUUGACUUAGUCCUUCUGAUGACUUCUGGAGUCACCAUCUACUCUGGAACGGCCAGAGACAUGGUCCAAUAUUUUACAGAAUUGGGUUAUCCCUGCCCAAAAUACAGCAACCCUGCAGAUUUUUAUGUUGAUUUGACCAGCAUUGAUAGGCAGACCAAAGAAAAAGAGAUGGAAAGUCAGAAAAGGGCAAGGAUGUUUGCUGCCUUGUUCCAGGAAAAGGUCAAAGAUUCUGAUGACUUCUUAUGGAAAUCAAAUGAAAGAGAAAUUACAACUACUGCUUCCAGUGAACAAUGUUCCCAUUUCCAGUCAGAGGAGCUGAUUAACAUGCAUUCCCAUUCAACUAACCAGUUACCAGGGAACAUCAAGCUGUUCACUGUAUUACUGAGUCGUCAAGUCUCCAAUGAUUUCAGAGAUAUUUCAACAUUGUUAAUCCAUGGGUGUGAGGCCCUUCUCAUGUCAUUAUUAAUUGGAUUCUUGUUCUAUGGUCACGAGAAAAACAAUCUUUCUAUUCAGGACACAACAGCUCUCUUGUACAUGAUGGGUGCAAUAACUCCUUUUGCAGUGAUUUUUGAUGUUAUUGCAAAAUGUCAUUCAGAAAAAGCUAUGCUUUAUCAUGAUUUAGAAGAUGGAAUAUACUCUGUCAGUCCAUAUUUCUUUGCUAAGAUUUUGGGUGAACUUCCAGAACAUUGCGUUUUUGUAAUAAUCUAUGGGGUUCCCAUCUACUGGUUGGCAAAUCUCAGUCCUGUGCCAGAACAUUUCCUUCUGAACCUCUUGUCAGUCUGGCUGGUGGUUUAUUGUGCUCGAGGAAUGGCGCUUUGGGUGUCAGCUCUGCUGCCAACCUUACAGCUCUCGGCCUUCUUAGGCAAUUCGCUUUUCAUAACAUUUUUCCUGAGUGGUGGUUUUGUGAUAAGCUUAGAAAACCUGUGGACAGUUCCAUCAUGGUUUUCUAAAAUAUCUUUUCUCAGAUGGAAUUUUCAAAGCCUGAUGCAACUUCAGUUCACAGGACUCACGUACCACAUGACAGUUGGCAAUGUUACCUUUCAAAUUCCAGGGAAACUUGUAAUCCAGGCUCUGGAUCUGGAUUCUCAUCCUCUCUACACAAGCUACCUCAUCCUUGCUGGUCUCAGUACUGGUUUCAUGCUGCUGUACUAUGUGUGUCUGCGGUUUAUCAAGCAGAAAUCCAAUCAAGACUGGUAAUCGUUUAAAAUGCAGAAAAAUGCUACUGUUUGUGGGAUGUCAGGUUACAAUGUUCCUAAUAUCAAACACCAGCCCCUUUUCCACCACAAAAGUGACCCUACCUUAAUGGUGUGUCACCUUCACAGAUUUUAUUAAUGUUCUGUCACAAAGAUCUACAAUCAUAAUGCAAUGAUUUCUGUAAGCCACAGGAUGGCAGCAGAAUACAGGUAGUUGAAAACCGACUUCAUGAUUUGUGACUCAAAUAGUAAUGUUGCAGAUAAAGAUAAACUAUGUACUAAAAUGAGCCUUCAGCAUUUGUUAUUUGUUCUGACACACAGUUACGUGGGUGACAAGUCACAUGCCUGUGGUUUACUGGAUUAUUCUGUGCCAAAUGCCCAGCUGGUGCAAUCAGUGUAAACCCUUCUAAAUCAAUGGAUUUACUCCACUUUACCCCAGCUGACGAUCUGGCCUAUCAUUUCUGAAUGAAUUUUUCUGCAUACACUUACCUAGGAUGUCUGGAAAAAGUAAGCUAAUAAUAUAAUGAAAACAAUCAAGGUUUUCAGCAUCAUAAACAUCAUAGUGUUUUGCAAACAAAAUACACUGCAGAUAAACCCACACCAUUUCUUCGUUCACAGUAAAAGUGCAGCCAGAUGAGGAGGGUAACUCUGUAGCAACAUAAACAAAGCAUUCUUACACAGUGCUUUAAAACAGGAGGUGAAGACUAUAUGAUUUCAGGCAGAAUUUUAUGCAGGCAGAAGGUAAUGAUCCAAACAACUGAGUUAGAAAACUCUAGUAAUAAGCAAUUAAAAUGACUCAGAAUACCGCGAUAUAAAGGUUCCGCACCUGUCUGUUGUCUACCCGUUGUUGAUGCAUAGAAUAUGCAUUUGGUGACUGUAAGAAUGAUUUUCUGUUCCAGAUCAACAUAUUAUCCUUCUGCUGUUUGUUUCUGAAAAUAGUAAUAAAAAUUUGCUAUGAAAACAGA